Molecule: messenger RNA, 3588 nt
Organism: Tachysurus fulvidraco (yellow catfish)
Lineage: Eukaryota; Metazoa; Chordata; Actinopteri; Siluriformes; Bagridae
Gene: plxdc1
Product: plexin domain containing 1
Exons: 14
Coding region: 388-1836 (482 amino acids)
Source: RefSeq, a predicted model, not a curated record
GAGAGAGAGAGAGAGAGAGAGAGAGGAGGUGGAGAACUCAGCUGGUCUGCCUGCCUGUCCCACCUUGGACUCACGCAUUACCAUGACUACAACAUCCGAGAAUUCAGUAAAAAGAAGCGCAGCAACAGAGUAAACAGGGAAGGCAAGAAUCACUUUCUUUUUUUCCUAAGUGGAAAAGAGUGAGAGAGGAGGGGAGAGCAGAGGGAGGGAAGAGACAGAAAAUAAAGUAGAGUAAGAAAAAGAGCUUGUCAAAGCGUACACGGAAAAGAGGAGCAAGGUGACACGAGAGGAGUCGAGGAGGGAGAAGAGAGGAGAGGAGGAGGAAGAAGAGGAGAGGAGGAGGAAGAAGAAGAGAGGAGUAAGUGAAAGACUGAGAGAAAGCUGGCCAUGGGUCUGUGCGCUGUACUGCUAAUCUGUCUGUCCCAGGCAGAGCUUGCCAGAGUCUGGAGUCAAGAGUUAUCAGGUUCACUGCAUGGACAAUCAGAUGUACAGAGAGUCAGGAGAGAUCAGCAGGAGUCAAGCCGCAGUACACAGAACAGAACAGGCCAGGAGGCAAAUGGAGGAGGCUUCGCCAUUGACACACUGCCUGAUAACAUGACCAGAGUGGUGGAGGAUGCUCAAAAGUAUUACUCAUGGCGUAGCUUUGGACCUGGUGACAAGCAAACUCAGGAGCUCUGGGUGGAUCUGAAUUCAGUCCAGGCGGGUCAAGUCAGGGUGCAUGGCAUCCUGUCAAACACACACCGCCAGGCAGCGCGGGUGGCCCUUUCCUUUGACUUCCCCUUCUAUGGACAUCAAGUGCGGCAAAUCACCAUAGCAACUGGAGGGUUCAUUUUUACUGGAGAGAUUACGCAUCGAAUGCUGACUGCUACUCAGUACAUUGCGCCUCUCAUGGCCAACUUUGACCCCAGUUUCUCUAGGAAUUCCACUGUGUGCUACCUGGACAAUGGAGAGGUGUUUGUUGUGCAGUGGGAUAAAGUGAGACUUCAGGGCAGGGAGGCAGAGGGAGCCUUCACCUUCCAGGCUGCUCUUCACCGCAACGGAACCAUUGUUUUUGGCUACAGAGACGUGCCUUUACCAGUUGUAAAGAUCAACUCUACUGAGCACCCAGUGAAGGUUGGUCUGUCUGAUGCCUUCAUGGCCUUUAUUUCUUCUCCGCAAUCCCCAGAAUCGAAAAGGAGGACGAUCUAUGAAUAUCAUCGGGUUGAAGUCAACACCACUGAGAUUGUAAACCGCUCUGCAUUUGUGUUCAGCCCAUUACCUACCUGCCUCCAACACACCAACUGCGACCAGUGUUUCCACUCCAACUUCACCACGGGCUGCGGCUGGUGCAACAUCUUGCAGAGGUGUUCAGAUGGGAUAGACCGGCAUAGACAGGAAUGGCUUGAAUUCGGCUGCUCAGAAGAGGCGAAGGAGGGCACAUGUGAGGAUUACAUUCAGGGAGGUGCAGACAGUUCGAUGAGUCCAUUCAGCUCCCCUGUUCCUGCCGCUUCAAUGUCCCCUGCAACUAGGCCAGGCAGCCCUGCCACUGAGGAUGACACCAACCUUCUCUUUCACCACCAUGAUAAUGGUUCUGGUGAGGAUGAGCCUCCAGAACACACUGCAAUUAUUGCUGGUGUAGUGGCAGCCCUGGUCCUUCUGGUCUUUCUGACCCUGUUGGCUGUGUACUAUAUAAACACACACCCCACUGUUGCCCCUCCAUUCUACCUCAUGCAGCGCCGAACCAAUAACUAUUGGCCGUCCAUGAAGUUCCGCAAUCAGGGUUGCCAUUCCAGCUAUGCUGAGGUUGAACUUGGGUUUCAUGAAAAGGAUGGAUUUAUUGAGGCAGAGCAGUGCUGAGGAGGCAGGACUUCCUCCACAAAGGAACCAAUUAAUCUCUGUUUUUUUUGGUAAAAGUUCAAACACAAAAAAAAGACAAUGAGGGGCUAUAAACCACCACAUAAAUGGACACCAGAGACUGUGGAUAGUUACCUUGCAAGCUUUCUCUGCCUCCAUAGAUUUGACAGUCCUUCCUGCAACACCUCUUGUGCUAUUUGUUUAUUCCUUUUAUUAAGGAACAGGCAAUGUUAAUGGAAAAUGUGCUAGUUAGGCUCUUGGUAAAAGCGGUGAGAGUGGCACAUACAUUAACCACAAAGAGUCCUGCAGUUAGUGUACAGUAUAGUACAACUUUGUAGAAUUUUGUUUUUAAAAAAAGAUGUUUUGUGUUUUAUAUUAUGUUCAAUGGGGGAAAAUAAUACUCAGUUAGCCACAUGGACUGGACUGCACUUUAAAUGAAUUAUAUCAGUAGUAAUAGUUAUAUGAUGUGAUCAGAUAUUUUGUUUUGUUUUUUACCUUUUUUAUAUUCUGUUCCCUACAGUAGGAUCAAGUUUCAGGUAUCAGUGUUGUAAUGAUAGUUCCCAACAGACAAAUUAAAAAAUAACUAUAAAAGCUAUACUGUUUUAAAAUGAUGUAAAGUGAAUUAAAAUGAUAGACAUACAAAAACAUUUCCCCAAGUUAACCCCAGCACCUUUGUGCAAUGUAUUUUUCAUGUUGUUUAAGGAAAAGAAGCAUAUAGCCAAGCAACUCUGUUCCAGUGGGGCAGAGCUGGUUCCUGCAUAAGAAAAAUGUGAAAAGAAGCCUGAAAUUAGACAACUAGCAAUAUCAGAUUUUCUUUAUGAUAUGUUUUAAAUUAUAUCGUUAUUAUACAGAGAUGGAGGCUCAUGUUUGGGACUCAAUUUGAUUUGCAACCAAAAUGCACAUUGACUGACUCAUGACUUCAGUUGGAGUUGAGAUUAAAAUUCCAGUUUGGUUAAUAGCAUGAACACAAACACUAAUAAUUUAGGACUUAAAACAUGAAUCAGUCCUCAGCUGAAAGACUUGUGACUUGACUCAGACUUAGAGAUCAGUUACUAGUGACUUGUCAAGAAAUUUUGCUCAGACUUGUGACGUUAUCUUUUAAGACUUCAAACAUGACUAAGUCUUACAGAGAGAUUUGAAAGUUAGCUUGCACUUGACAGCUCAGAGACUCAUAGAUUUACUCACACUUGCAACUAAAAGACUUGGUUUGGGAUGUCAGCAUAGAAACUUGUGAAUUAGCUUGGAUUUGCAGCUCAGAGAGUUGCGAUUUGAUUCGGAAUUGCAGCUAAGAUUUCACUUGGAUUUGUAGCUUAGAGACUUGUGACUUAUACUUGCAGCUCACAAACUGACUGACAUGAUUCUGACUUGCAAAAAUGUGACAUGAGCAUCUCUGUUAAAUGUCUAGAAACGUUUAAAGAUUAUAAGCAUGCAUCUUCAAAGGAAAAUAAUGAUUUCAUUACCCAAGAAAGAUCUUUCUAAAAAUAUAUAUGGAAUCCAGUUCCAAUCAAGGAAAUGGUUUGAAAUUACUGUUUAACAUAUUACUGUUCUGACAUAACUCAUAUGCAAGCACUAAUUGUUACAAUUUGAAAUUGUAAUUGCAUGUCAGAUAUUUGGUACAGAGUUAUGAUUUUGACAAAGAAAGGGGCAAAACUGGUACUUUGUUCUUGAGGAUUAAAACUGCAUUAAAAUGUCAUUUUAAAUAUAAAGUGUGCUUUUAGUGAACCAAUAAAGUGAAAACACUGUUUUGAAAACCAA